GCUCACCUGAUCUAUGAAAAAACAAAAACAAAAAAAGCAAAUUCUUGUAUUAUAGCCAUUUUGACUCAUCGAUUUUGUAAAAUAGUUUAAUAAACCAGGAUUAUCUUAGCUUCUUGUGUGAAUUGAAAAUGCUUAUAUUUUAACACCUCUACCCAUACCCAUAACUACUCUACUUGCUUCCCAUAAAUUGCAACCAGGGCCAGCCAACCAGCACACACAUACAGAGAGAGAGAGAGAGAGAGAGAGGGGCUUGGGGCUUUGAGGUGGUGAGAAAAUGGAAAAAGAAGGGCAUAAGAGGGAGCCAGAGGAAUUGGUGUUGGAAGCAGAAGAAGAAGAAGAAGAAGUUGGGAUGCUAGUGAGGGGUUCAAAAUAUAAUAUUUCCAAAGAAGUGAGUAAUUGUCAUAUUGAGAAAAAUGGGUAUGCAAAUUUACCCUCAGUGACUGAAAAUGGAGGUCAAGAAUCAACCUUUGACGGUGACCAAGAAGGGGCAGAGGAGCAUGUUGACCCAACACCAGCUGAUAGAGCUGGAAUCAAAGAUUGUCUGCCAAGACUGGAGAAUUGUGUUUACUUUGACAAAGAUGAAGGAAUAUGGAAGUGUCGAGUCUGCCGUUGGAACUGCCAAAACGAAAGUGUUUGUUUUGGUCUCCCUCAGAUGCCUAAGGGGCAAUUGCAUAAGUUGCUGGAUUACAAAACCUUAGACCAGUGUGGAUUAUAUUUCAGUUUUGAAAGUGAAGAUGGUAAAUUAACGUCUUCAUCAUCAUCUGUAAAAGAAAGUAACAAGAGAAAUCCAGGAGAUGUUUGUAUCGAGGGGAGUCUUCUUACUGAUCUUCAAUAUCAUGGAAAUUUGAAAGAUGAAAACCUGCCAAAUUUUAAUAUUUUGCCCACUGGAACUUUACCACAAGAGCCCGGUACAGUUCACAAGUUGUCAACUGUUGAAGAGAUAGAAAGUGCUGAUGUUGACCAGAUAACGGAUAGUGAAAUUGAUGCGAAGGAUUAUGACGUUGAGAAUGUGUUACGUAAGCAGAAUACUCAUGAUCUGUACUGCCCAAACUGUCAUUCCUGCGUAACCAGAAGAGUUAUUCUUCGUAAAAGAAAACGAAAUGUUCGAAUUUCUAGUGGAGAAGUUAAACGUAACAAAUUGGGGACUGCAAGUGAAUCCAAAUUUGAUACACAACUGAGUAGCGAUGAAUGUCAUGAUGAGCCACUGAUCUCUCUUGAUGAUACUCCAAUAUCAGCUGUCAAUGGUUAUGAUCGUGAUCGUGAACCAGAGAUAUUCAGAUGUUUAUCGUGCUUCAGCUUUUUUAUUCCAACAGGGAGUGGCUUCAAGUUGUUCCAGAUUUUUGGCAAAAAAGACGAUCAAGAAAAUAAGAGAGAUGAGCAAGGAGUGAGAAUGAGCAAAAACUGGUUUUCCUCCAUUUUUGCAUCGGAUAAAGGGUCUGCUGAUAAAGGAGAAGAUCAUAGGUUAGAUGUUGGGAAAAACAAUAACGAAGUAAUUUUACCAUCAUCCAACUUGUGUGAUAAGAGUGAUCAAUCCUCGUCCAUUCAAGAAACCAUUCCACCUGUUCAUGUUGACAGCAGAAGCAUUGACCUUCGUGAAACUGGAGCUAAUAUCUCAACUUCUCAAAACACCGAGCUAGAAAGAGCUGAAAAAAUAAUGAAUGACGCAAAAGAUAUAUCAGUCUCUGCAAUAAUGGGCAAGAACGGAGAUCCAGUCAACCACUUCGAAGUAGAUACCAAUCAUCAAUUAAAUUUAUCAAAUGGAAUUGAAGUAAAUGGUGCAAUUAACGAGGCAUUGACUCCUGCUAACGAAACUCAAGUUGGUACUGAAAGCUUUGUAGAGAGUACUUUGUCAGCAUCCCAAACUGGGCUGAAGAUUUUGAUAACUUCAAAUGAGGAGUCCAUGACUCUUGAGAAGAAGCAAGCUGAUAAAAUAUGUGACAGUCCAGAUGAUGAAGCUGAAAUUGCACUGACACCACCAGUUUCUGUACUUAAAGGAUCAGAAGGUGAAACUAAAUUGGAUAUUUCAACAGAUUCUCCUCAACAACACAUUGGAGCCGUUCUUCUCAGUGAACCUCCGGUUGAAAAUAUGGAUACAAUGUUCCAAACUGUUACUAAAGGCGAAGAUACCAUAAUUUCUGUAGUAGAAGCAGGGCCAACUGAAACUGCAGAAUCGAUGAAUUUGCCAAAUCUUGCGACUGAAAUGUGUGCAGUGGAGCAACAAGGAAGCAAUGCUAGAGAAGGGAACAAAAUCGAGAUCAUCAAAAGUAUUGUGUAUGGUGGUCUAGCUGAGUCGAUCACUAGCCUAAGCAUUGUAUCAUCUGCUGCUGCUGCUGGUACUGCUACGUUGUAUAUUUUUGCCCUCAGUGCUGCUAAUCUAGUCGGAGGAUUUCUCAUAAUCCUAAAUAAUCUUUGGGAAUUGAAGAAAGAUUGCCCUGAGCAGGCCUCAAACCAAAUUAUGGAGCCAGGAGAUCGAUACGGAAAACUGCUGGGCCACAGGGAAAAUUUCGUGAUCCAUGCCAUCGCUAUUGUGCUCUCAUAUGCAGUAUUCGGGUUAGUGCCUCCAACUGUGUACGGCUUCUCAUUUCGCAAGAGCGAUGACAUGGAACUCAAGCUCAUUGCAGCUGCUGCAGCUUCACUGUUAUGCACCAUAGUUCUGGCAACUGGAAAGGUGUAUGCCCAGAGACCACCCAAGUCUUACCUUAAAACAAUCACGUUUUACGUUGUUUUAGGUUUCGUGGUCUCAGGAGUUUCAUUUGCAGCCGGUCAGUUAAUCAAUAGGCUGUUGCUGAAGCUUGGUUUGUUCCAGUCAAGUUCAGAGGUCAACCUGUUCCAACCUGGGGUGACUCCAGCCCAUAAAGCAGCAUGGGCAUCAUACUAAGGAGCUACAAAAGCUUAAUCAUAUGAUCAACUCUCAAUAAAUGGCUUAUUUUUACUAGGGUUCUUUGCGGCUGAGAAGAAGGAUUUUGAAAUAUGAGGAGUAAGAAUGUUAGAUGCAGUGUUUUUGUCCUCUUUUGGGAACAGGAAAAUUUGUAUUUGCACACUUAUAAUUGCAAUGCUUUUUUA
This is a messenger RNA of Ipomoea nil (Japanese morning glory), 3063 nucleotides long. Its product is annotated as membrane protein of ER body 2-like. NCBI's taxonomy places the organism in Eukaryota, Viridiplantae, Streptophyta, Magnoliopsida, Solanales, Convolvulaceae. The transcript is spliced from 10 exons. The record is from RefSeq and is a predicted model, not a curated record. Bases 275 to 2878 code for a protein of 867 amino acids.